Molecule: messenger RNA, 783 nt
Organism: Spinacia oleracea (spinach)
Lineage: Eukaryota; Viridiplantae; Streptophyta; Magnoliopsida; Caryophyllales; Amaranthaceae
Exons: 1
Coding region: 140-649 (169 amino acids)
Source: RefSeq, a predicted model, not a curated record
CGAUUACGAUUUACGAUUUACGAAUACAUCAGCCAUCAGGGAUCAGGCGUUAACAUAUCAAAUUGCCUAAUUUGAUAUUUCUACUCUCCAUUAUUUCAUCUCUCCCAAUCAAAACUUCUGCAACACUAAAAACCUGAAAAUGGAGAAUAACAACAACAUGGUGACUGAUUUUCAGCAAUCACAACAACGACAACUAACCGAGCUAAUACAAACCCUCGAACAAGCUACUUUAAUGGCGAAACAACUCCCCACAACCACCGAUCCUGAUCACCACCGGCUUAUCUUUUCUUCGCUCUCCUCUGCCCAACUUUCUCUUUCCUCCUUCCUCUCUCUCCACCCCAACAACAACAACGCCGAUAAUUCCGUCUCCUCCGCCGCCGUCGCAGAUGAUGAGCCGAUGAUGGCCGCUGAUGAUGGAGACGAGGAGCUGAUGUCGAAAGACUCGUCAAUGGAUAGAGUGGAGGAAAGGUUGAGAGAGUGCCUCUACAUUCAGAAUAAGCGGCCGAAAAGACCGCUUUCUCCUUCGUUCAUCGCCGCCGUAGAACGGCGGAAUUUGGAGGAGAGAGAAUUUAUAGAGUUUUCGGCGGAUGUUGAUCCUGUUGCUACUCGGUUGAGGAAUUUGGACCUUGUUUUUCAAUUUCAUGGCUAAAAGUUAGAUUUAGUUAAAGAUUGCAUUUUUGGCCAAUUAAUUGAGCAAAACAGUGUAAACUAGAGCUUGUAUUACAAUUUACAUGGUGUAUUAUUAGAGGGAAUUUAAUUAUUUGAUGUUAGUUGGUUUUUAUA